AUGAAAACCAAAUCUCAUAGCAGUAGAAGUUUUAAGGACUUAAGAUUAAAAGAUAAAAAAAUAAUUGCAUUUAAUGGACAUAAAAAUCCUAAAGAUACUUACAGCUCUAUGGAAGCAUCUGGGGAAAUAUAUCAAAGUAGCUUUCUCGCUUUUACAAUAGAUGGCUCUGUAAUCAAAUUAUUCUGA
Clunio marinus is the source of this 186-nucleotide messenger RNA. NCBI's taxonomy places the organism in Eukaryota, Metazoa, Arthropoda, Insecta, Diptera, Chironomidae. The record is from the annotation of a GenBank genome assembly.